Molecule: messenger RNA, 786 nt
Organism: Drosophila serrata
Lineage: Eukaryota; Metazoa; Arthropoda; Insecta; Diptera; Drosophilidae
Gene: Desi
Product: DM4/DM12 domain-containing protein Desiccate
Source: RefSeq, a predicted model, not a curated record
AUGAAUAUAAAUUACCUUGUCAUAUUGCAAUUGCUGGGAGUUAUGGUGCUGCUGACCUAUGCCAAUGCCAUUCCCAAAUACGAAGAGAGCCAUAAGUUCUAUCCGGACAAAGGUCAGCGAGAUCGGUCUUACUAUAAUGAGAACAAGACACAGCCCAGUGAACCGCAGACAGCCUCCACCAAAGAUAGAUUGGAACGUCUGGGGUACACCACCGGCUAUGGAUCUCUUAAUGGCUAUCCCGGAGGUACUGGCCUCUCCGCCUACAAUCCCAUCAAACUCGACCUGGGCGGCGUGGUCUUGGGCACUCUAGUGGGCAUUGGAGCCAUCAUACUGAUACCUAAAAUCCUGUCAGCCUUCCAUGGUGGCUAUGGCGGAUAUGGUCGAAGUGAGGACAAUGACCUGACACCCCUGAGCAGCAUGAUUAACAAAAUCGACGAUGUCCUGGGUCAGAACAACAUUGACUCAACGAGUUGCAUGCAGCGAGCGGUCUGUGGUUAUGUUCGCUCUACGGAGUAUAAUAUGAAGAUUGGUUCCUCGGAUCAGAUGGAUGAGUUCAUUCAUAUGCUAUCGGAAAAUGCCCUCGUGGAUUACCUACUGGAUGGAACGGCUAUAAAGGAGGCCCUGGAACACGGAAAGCGAGCCAAUGACAGACCUUGUGAGGAUGUAUACUCCAAUUGUCCUUUGGAUAGUAAAUCGGCCACGGAAAUACUAAUGAAACUGAUGCCAAAGAAAAACACCCAAGGAAAGGGAAAGUCUUCUGGCAUUCCUCGAGAAAAGAAGGCAUAA